UCCUCAUUCAUCUUGUGCAAAAGCAUUCUUCACUUCAGCAAGAAUUCUGCAACUGAUAACCAUCAAUAGGUUUUUCUGAAGCCUUUUCAAAUAAGCAUGACAGAGGGAGGAACUUCAAGGCACUGGGAGGCAAAGAGACGUGAUGUCAAGAGGGCAGAGGCCAGGCUCAGCCUGGGGCUGCGCAGUUUAGAAGAAGCCCGGCUCUACUAUCUGAAUACCAUGACCAGGGAACAGCAGCGACUCCAGCAGGAACUCCUAAGGUUACAGAAAAGCUGCUCCAAGCAGAAAUUCUUAUCAGGCCCUGGACAUAUUCACUUUAAAACAACAUUUCCUCUACCUCCUUCUCUGGAUGUGCAGAAUUCUGGUGGCUUCCAUUAUACAGGAUUACGAUCUCAAAGAAAAACAUUGCCUAAGACUGGGGAAGUUGCAUGGACAAAGCAGUCUUCCCUCCAUCCAUGGAAGCUCAGUGGAGAUGUCACUGGUUGCGAAGGAAAGAGAAAAGGGCACUUGCCACCCUUGGAGGCCAAAGAGUCAAAUGUUGUUGAUGACAGAGACAUGAGCAGCCUUAAAGACUCCAUGGCUAAACAGCUAAAUAUUUCAGCAGAGUCUGUGGAGCAGAGAACUGAUAUCAUAGAAGAGAAAGGAAAAGACUCAGUGAAAGAAGAGCCAAGGGAUUCUCAAGCCAAAGAUGCCAUGACUAUCACCAAACCCAUGAAUCUCCCUGAGAAUCAAAGAUUUUCUCUUGAUCGUGAGAGGCUGAUCAUGGAUCCUGAGGCCUAUGCUGCUGAUGGACGCCUCAGGACGAUGUACAACAGGCCUGAUUUCCUCAAGUCUUAUGGUGAAGUUAGGAAAGCCCGCUAUAUUCGGCACAAGGGUAUUCCAGCCUGGGAAAAGGAACUCAGCCUUCAAGAUAUAUUUGGGCACAAAAAAACCAUAGGGCAUGCCUCCCAGGAAAUGGUGGUUGCCAAAGCUAAGCCCUAAGCGGCAGAGUGAGCAGAUCUAGCAAAGUAAAGCGCCAAGAGGCCUGCCUCUGUUGAAAAGGCUGCAGAGACAAGAUCAUUUAGCUACUUGCAACAGGAAAGCUAAAUGCAGCCUGGUCUCAAGCAGGCAGCAAAAACUGGAAUUUUAUUGAGCCUCUGGUGGGCUGCUGUGCACAAGGACAAGGUGGGGAAAGGGGGAGGGAAAGGUUCAUUGGGAACAUACAA
Messenger RNA from Pseudonaja textilis, 1205 nucleotides. It is a transcript of the gene CCDC190, whose product is annotated as coiled-coil domain containing 190. The record is from RefSeq and is a predicted model, not a curated record. Lineage: Eukaryota; Metazoa; Chordata; Lepidosauria; Squamata; Elapidae.